UCAUGCUGCUGCCAGGUCCACAGUGUCUCAUGGGUCCCUGUACGGCCUCCCAUUGCUGCUGUCUCCAUUGCGACACUCUGCAUGUGCCACUUUCAGGUCUCCUCACACACUGCUGGGUUCCAUUUUGUCAUAGGGUGCUGGCAGAUUUCGGGCCUCCCAUUGCUGCUGCCAGGCCUUAAUCUGCCAUGGGCCCCUGUACCGCCUCCUCAUGCUGCUGCCAGGUCCACAGUGUCUCAUGGGUCCCUGAACCGCCUCCCAUUGCUGCUGUCUCCAUCGCCACACUCUGCCAUGUGCCACUUUCAGGUCUCCUCACACUGCUGGUGUGUUACAUUUUUUGUC
Molecule: messenger RNA, 339 nt
Organism: Staurois parvus
Lineage: Eukaryota; Metazoa; Chordata; Amphibia; Anura; Ranidae
Source: the annotation of a GenBank genome assembly